AUGGCUGAACGGGUUGAUCCUGUUGUCGAGGCUUCCAACAAGUCACCAGUAUUUGACACAAAGCCAGCAGGAGAUGAUGGCAUCCAACGAGCAGAUGGUAUCUCGGGAUUGUAUGAAGGAAAUGUCUUCGAGACAACACCCGACAACCGUCGUCAGAUUGGCAUUUUCAGUGCUGCUUUCUUAAUCUUUAACCGCGUGAUUGGCACGGGUAUCUUCGCUACACCGGGCACUAUCCUUAGACUGACUGGUAGUGUCGGACUUGCAUUGUUCAUGUGGGUUGCUGGCACUAUUAUUGCUCUGGCUGGGACAGCAGUGUACCUAGAAUGGGGUACUGCAAUUCCAAAAAACGGAGGCGAAAAGAACUACCUCGAAUACGUUUAUAAAAAGCCCAAAUUCCUGGCCACUGUUAUGUUUGCCGCCUAUGCCGUGUUACUUGGAUGGGCGGCAAGUAACAGCACUGUUUUCGGUCAAUACAUCCUCAACGCAGCAGAUGUUGAGGUCGGACGAUGGAAUCAACGUGGAAUUGGCCUGGCCUGUCUCACUGCCGCCUUUCUUAUCCACUCCGUUGCCUUGAAAUGGGGUAUUCGCCUUCAGAAUGUGCUUGGUGUUUUCAAGUUGGUUAUCGUCUUGUUCAUCAUUGUUUGCGGGUUUGUGGCACUUGGUGGCCACACAAAGGCUGAGACGCCGCAUAACUUCACCAAUGCCUUCGAAGGCACCGAGGGAAGCGGAUACGGAAUUGUCAUGGCGUUGUACAACGUUAUCUGGUCCUUUAUUGGUUAUUCGAAUGCCAACUAUGCCUUGAGCGAGACAAAGAACCCAGCCCGCACGUUGAAGAUUGCAGCCCCCAUUGCUAUUAUAUCCGUUGGCAUUUUAUAUAUGUUUGUCAACAUUGCCUAUUUCGCUGCUGUCUCAAAAGAAGAUAUGCUCAGCUCUGGCACCAUUGUGGCCGGCGUUUUCUUCAGAAACAUGUUCGGCAAACAGGCCGAGAGAGUCAUGUCUGUCUUUGUGGCUCUCUCUGCAUUUGGCAAUGUGUUAUCCGUCAUUUUCUCACAAGGACGACUUGUCCAAGAGCUCGGCCGUGAAGGUGUCUUGCCCUUUUCCAAGAUCUGGGCUAGUAACUGGCCUUUCCACUCGCCAGCAGCUGGCCUGCUUGAGCAUUAUAUUGUAUCAGCCGUUAUCCUGCUCGCCCCCCCUCCCGGUGAUGCGUACAACUUCCUCCUUAACCUCAUCUCUUACCCUCUCUCAAUUGUCAAUUUCUUCGUAGCCGCUGGCCUCGUUCAUAUCUACCUCACCAAAGAGAAGAAUUACCCGAACUGGGCGCCCGGAGUCCGUGCCACCCUACCCGUCACCAUCUUCUUCAUGCUGUCGAACCUGUACCUCGCGAUUGCGCCAUAUGUGCCGCCAAGCGGUGGCGAGAAUGUGUAUCAGCAACUACCAUACUACCUACACUGUGUGGUAGCCUUGGCGCUUUUCGGAGCAGGAGCAAUCUACUACGUUGUAUGGGCAGUGUUGAUGCCUCGGUUUGGUGGAUAUGUGCUCGUCAAGGAGUCUGUCGUGGAUGCCGAUGGAUGGUCUCGCAGUGUUUUUACGCGACUACCGCAGGCCCAAGCAUUGCAUUCUUAG
Penicillium vulpinum is the source of this 1623-nucleotide messenger RNA. RefSeq names its product high affinity methionine permease. Gene Ontology annotation, biological process: amino acid transmembrane transport. The transcript is spliced from 6 exons. Gene Ontology annotation, molecular function: L-amino acid transmembrane transporter activity. The coding region runs from base 1 to 1623 and encodes 540 amino acids. The record is from RefSeq and is a predicted model, not a curated record. Gene Ontology annotation, cellular component: membrane. Lineage: Eukaryota; Fungi; Ascomycota; Eurotiomycetes; Eurotiales; Aspergillaceae.